UCUCUUUCUCACUGACUGAUCAAAUUGUUGGCUAGCUCACAUAUAUACUUUUGUCAUAACUUGAGUUUUCUUGUUGAUGUUUGCGUAUUUAUCUCAAUUUUUUAGAUAUUGUGGAAGCUCCAGUAGUUUUGCUGCGGGUCAUACUGCUGUCACUAAGUUUGAGUUUCAGGAACUUGCUGUCGCCACAAAGAAUUUUGCACCAGAAUCCCUUUUGGGUGAGGGAGAAUACGGGAGUACAUUCGAAGGUUGCUUAAAGAGCAGUGAACAGGUAGUUGCAGUUAAACAAGUUAACAAGGAAAUGAUAAUUGGCGUCUACCGGUCAACGUUUUUGAAAAUUCAUAUACGUAGCCUCUUACACCAUCCUAACAUAGUGGAUAUGACCGGUUACUGCAUUGACGGAAACCAGAUGUAUUUUGUUCACGACUUCAUGCCAUUGGGAUCCUUAACGGGCUAUUUGCAUGAUAAGAAGCCUCUGGACUGGAAUACGAGGAUGAAAAUUGCAGCUGGUGCAGCUAAAGGAAUAAAAUACUUGCAUGAUGAAUCAGUAAUUCAUGGAAAUAUCAAACCCUCCAACAUUCUCCUAUGCGAAGGAUAUCACCCUAAACUGUCAGAUAUCCUCGGGUUCAAGGAACGGAUACCAGAACCUGACGAGUGUAACCAAGCAAGGUGGCAACUCAUGAUCAUCCGUCAGUCUUAUCGCCAUGCACCAGAAUUUUAUUUCAAUUUGAAACUCACCCAAUCAUUCGACAUCUACAGUUUUGGCUUAGUCUUGCUAGAACUGAUUUCAGGGUGCAUGGCAGAUAUUAAGCCUAGUCUCAUCGAAUGGGUAAAAUGUAAACUGGUGGGCGGUGAGGAAUUCACUGCGGUGGCUGAUCCACUACUAAAAGGCCAUUAUCCAGAGCAAGGCCUGUACCAAACUCUUUCUCUUGCAGCCGAGUGUUUACAAAUCAAAGAUGUCACUCGGCCUCGUAUAGGAUCUGUUGUGAAUGUUCUAUCAAAUUUAGCUUCUGAAAUUUAUGACCCAAAUGCUAUCCAAAUUGAUCGAGCAGGCACGUUAACAAUCGGCAAGAUUGAGAAAGAAAGACUAACUGAGCAGUGGCAGCAUAUCCGGUGUUUUAGUCAUUAACUAUUGCCAUGACUUAAAGAAUGAAAGCUCUAUGUUCCUGUUAAACUGGAAGCUCAUUUUACUGAACUCUAGAAAUGUUUUACGGUAUAGCAAGCUGUAUUUUCUUUUUUACAUCUAGCUUUCAUAAUCUCCCAAGUAAAUUCCGUACUUUAAAAUCCUAUACACCCUAUUU
This is a messenger RNA of Papaver somniferum (opium poppy), 1298 nucleotides long. Its product is annotated as serine/threonine-protein kinase PBL27-like. Gene Ontology annotation, molecular function: ATP binding; protein kinase activity. Gene Ontology annotation, biological process: protein phosphorylation. NCBI's taxonomy places the organism in Eukaryota, Viridiplantae, Streptophyta, Magnoliopsida, Ranunculales, Papaveraceae. The coding region runs from base 77 to 1126 and encodes 349 amino acids. The transcript has 4 exons. The record is from RefSeq and is a predicted model, not a curated record.